AUGCCUUGUAGAAACACUUGUCCUUCGACAAGUUCAGACACUUGUUCAGGCUCUACUACAUGUAGCAAAGCUGAAAAGUUUAAAUGUUGCAAAUCUCAGCGUCCGGAUGUUGCUUUCCAUCAGCAAAUCGUUUCUAGCUGUAGUGGUGCAAUAGCUACAGCCCUGCUAAUGACUCCUAUGGAUGUCGUCAAAAUUAGACUUCAGCAACAAGCUCAUGCUUUGCCUGCUGGCCAGUGUUUCUAUUACUCCAACGGUUUGAUGGAGCACGUAUGUAUUCCAUGUGCAGACAAACAGCCUUGUGAAUGGUAUCAAAGACCCGGCAACUUCAAUGGCACCAUAGAUGCUUUCAUAAAAAUAUCAAGAAAUGAGGGAGUUCGAUCUUUGUGGAGCGGACUAUCACCAACAUUAGUGAUGGCCAUCCCUGCCACUGUUUUCUAUUUCUCCGUGUAUGAUAAUCUCUACUACAAAAUGAAACAAAUGUCAUGUUGUCGGAAGAACCAGCACCCUCACUGCUGGAUCCCUCCUGAUUGGGCUAUAGCUCCUAUUUCUGGAGCUACUGCAAGAACGAUUUCUGUAACAAUAGCCAGUCCAAUGGAAAUGAUAAGAACGAAGAUGCAGAGUGAACACAUGAGCUACAGAGACGUCGGUAAGGCUUUUCGAGCGUCGAUUGUUUCACGAGGAUAUUCUUCUUUGUUCCUGGGUUUGGGUCCCACAAUUCUACGUGAUAUACCUUUUUCUGCUUUCUACUGGGGUGGAUAUGAUUACCUCAAGAAAACGUUUAUGGCCUGGAAAUCGCUGAAGGAAACGACGUUUGGAAUUUCGUUCGCUUCUGGAGCAUUAUCAGGAAUGUUCGCUGCAUUUAUCACAACUCCUUUUGAUGUGGUCAAAACUCAGAGACAAAUAACUCUCGGUCAAACUGAGUUGACUCAGAAACCCAAAAGUGCCCGAGAGGUAUUCUUCAACAUUCUAAAAACUAGAGGUCCUUCAGCCCUUUUUACUGGUGUCAUUCCACGUCUUGUCAAAGUUGCUCCAGCAUGUGCCAUUAUGAUUGCUUCCUAUGAUUUCUUUAAACUCUACUUUGCUCGUCAAAAUCAGAGAAAAGCCAAAGAAUAA
Auanema sp. JU1783 is the source of this 1113-nucleotide messenger RNA. Lineage: Eukaryota; Metazoa; Nematoda; Chromadorea; Rhabditida; Rhabditidae. The record is from the annotation of a GenBank genome assembly.